UCAUCAUUUCUUCCUCUCCAGUCUCGUAAAUAUUUCUGAUUUCUUCCUUCCUGUUUCCCUCACCGGCGACGAGAGCUCUCUGCUUUCCAACAGCAUUUACAUUUCUCUAAUGCACUGAUCGCUUGCUUUCCGCGUCGGAGUCAUGGCCGACCAGGAGAUCGCCAAACUCAUCGAUGCUCUUUCAUCAUUAUCGUCCUCGUUCAGCGAUGAUAAUUUCUCUAAGAGACUUGGCACCGAUUCCUCGCUCAAGUUAGGGCUCCAGAAACUUUACUCAAUUCUCAAGUACUCUGUUUCUCCGAUCGCCGCCGUCGCUGACGGUCGUGAUAAGAAGCGAGGACUUGAAUUUUUGGAGCAGUCUCAAAUCCAAGCUGUUGCUUCUUUGGCAACCGCAGUAGUCAUCGCCACUCGAUCCCUCUCAGUGGAGCAUGUGGAACCGGUAAUUGUGGCUGUGGUGCAGAAGUCGGUGGAAUUUGCUUUGUGUUUCUUGGACAAAUCAGUUUCUGGCAAUGAAGAUUUGAGUCUUCAGAAUAAUUUUCUCCAGCUGUUAGAAAUAGCACUUAAUGAUCGAGUGGAUAAAGAAUUGGAUCUGCCACAGCCAUACGCAUCAAGUAUACUUGUUGACUUGAUUCCAUUUGUAGCUGUUGAAGAUGAUAGCAUUCAAGUGCAGGACUACGUCAAGUGCAUGCUUCAAGGGGGAAGGUGCUCAGUUGAAGAAAAAGCUGUUGACCAUCUUCUAAUGACAUUGGCAUCUGAAGAGUUGCAAUCUGAUGAUUUGAAUCAAUUGUCUAUUGGACUGUCAUUUCGGCGUGAUUUCAUGAAGUUAAAUGCUCUAUCUCGUCAUCAAGCACUGGUUCAUUUGGAAUGCAUGCCACGUCUUGUUUUCCUUUGCAGAGGACUUUUGGGACUUCAGGAUCUGUUGGAUGAGAAGAUAGCCAGUGCAGAUCUGCGAAAGAGAAUGUCUUUUUGUGCCAGAAUAUUCAAGUUACUAGGAUAUCUUGCAAAAGGCAAUCCAUAUGUUAAAGUUGAUGCAGCGUUAUUGCAAUCUUUUGCUUCUUUUGCUGACAUUUUACCUAAAGCGUUUGGAAUUGGCCUUGAGUUUGUGAACAAUGCUACUGGUGAAGGUAGCUUUGACAGUUUGACAAUAUUGUUAAUGGAAGAGUUUCUUCAACUUGUACAGGCAGUAUUCCACAGUAGUAAUGUACUUCAGAACGUUCAAGCAUGCAUUACAGCAUCAAUCUUGGACCACUUGGAUUCAAGUGUGUGGCAGUAUAACAAGUCUACUAGUAACCUUAAGCCUCCUCUGGUGUACUUCCCACGGGUGGUGAUUCAUGUGAUCAAACUGAUAAUGGUUGUGAGGAAGUCUUCGUAUUCUGUAUUUCAGCUUAAGGACAAUGGUACAAAACAUGAUGGGCAUCCUGAUGGUUUUGACAUGAAUUCUCCAGCAUGCCAAGUUCGUAGUGAGAAGAUCUAUCUAUUGAAGAAAUACACAGCUGAGGAGCUGUUGACUAGAAUUUUUCCACCUUCAGGUCAGUGGGUGGAUAAUCUGGUUAACCUUGUUUUCUUUCUUCAUUCUGAGGGUGUCAAAUUAAGGCCCAAAUUGGAGCGGUCGUGUUCCACUUCUAUAAAAGCAUCAAAUGAACCAGAAAAUGCUGCGUGUCAUGAAGAUGAUGCUCUAUUUGGGGACCUUUUCUCAGAAAGCGGUCGCUCUGUGGGAUCUGUGGAUGGUCUAGAUCAAACCGCACCUGCAGCCAGUUCGCUUUCCAACUUCAGCAAUAUGCCAAUUCAAGCUGCUAUGGAGCUGCUCAGCUUUUUGAAAAAUGAUGUUUUGUCACCUAACUGGAGUCCAGGAGUGUAUGAGGAUGGUUGCAGAAAGCUUACUUGUGAGCAUAUGGGUAUUCUGCUGUCGAUAAUGAAUCAUCAGGGCUAUUCUUCUGAAGAGAGGACACUUGGUUCAUGUGUUACACUGGAUGAACAGAAGAAGCUUGAGCAGAUGCCUGAGCUUUGCUUUGAACUGUUUAACAGCUUACUUUCUCAGCAUUCUUUGUCUGCCGUCGUUGAGGAGUCACUUAUUGAGAAAAUACUGGCCAUUGAGAAUGGUAGUUUUGUCUAUAAUGAUCAGACCCUUGCCUUGCUUGCACAUGCCCUCAUCUCACAGGUGGAUUCUGUUGGUUGUCACCUAAGGGCCAAGAUAUAUCAGACAUUUAUCAAUUUUGUUCUUGAGAAGGCAAAAACAAUCUGUUCUAGCUGCCCUAGUCUUCAAGAAUUUCUCAAGACCCUUCCAUCCGUGUUUCACAUUGAGAUCCUUCUAAUGGGAUUUCAUUUAUCUUCCACUGAUGAGAAGGCUGCUCAAGUGAAUGCCAUUUUCUCUUCACUGAGAACUGUUGAUGCUCCAUCUUCUGGUUGUGGCAGCGCGACACUAUCAUGCUGGGCUCUAUUGGUUUCGCGGUUGGUUUUAGUGCUUCGCCACAUGUUGUAUUGUCCUCAUGGUUGUCCGUCGUCAUUGCUUUCAGUCUUCAGAUCAAAGCUGACGGAGGCCUCUCACAGAAGAGCCAAUUCUUUAAGUAAUACAAAUAAUUUAUCAUCUUGGACACCUAUGAUAUUGGAGAAUGUGACUGGUGUGUGGAUCAAAGAAGCACCUGUGAACAAGAUUUUGCUAAAUCAAUUGAUUGAUAUUGCAACUCUCCCUGCUUCUGUAUUUGGGGAUGAUGCACCACCAGUUGACUGCUUAAAUAUGACAUGGGAUGAGUUAUCUGCCUCUCUGUCUUGGAUUUUGGGGUUUUGGAAAGGCAAAAAACCUGGAAAUGCUGAAGACCUAAUUGUUGAAAGAUACAUGUUUUUGCUUUGUUGGGAUGUUCCAAUAAUGGAAUCCACAUCAGAGCGCGUACUUUUGUUGAGGGGUUUAGAGCUUCCUCAUGUCUUGGAGAUAGAGCAUUUUCUUUACUUUAGCCAUUCAAUUUUAAGCAAUGCUGGUGCUCUCAGCAAGCAAGUCAAUAUUCCACUUGUGGUGAUGGGGUUGCUCCAGCAUUUGCAUACGUUGUGCAUAUCAGAUGAUUGUGGGGAAGGAGGCUGGGAUUUUUUACUGACAGGAUCAUGGCUCACUCUCAUGUCAUCCUUAGUUGGUGCUGGUAUUUGGCGAUACUCAAAGAAGAACUCCAUCACUUCAGGCGGUCCGAGCUGGGAAGAACUUACAUCUAAGGAUGUUGAAUUUCUUGCUUUAGCGGAGAGCUUCUUGUCUAGUUCUUUGGGUGAUGAUCAAAUAGCUACGCUAGUGAGAUUGUUCUCAUCAUUCCUGAAGAACUAUUUGAGAGCUUAUCAGAAGGCUUUCAGUUUGACCUUUGAUAAUGACUCCUCCUCUGCAGAUAGGUUUUCACCCCUAUUGCUCCUCAAACAUACUAGUUUUGAUAAAUCCAAACAAGUUGAGGUCCUUGAUAAAAUGGGUCAUGAUCCAUGCCAACUGGAUAGUGUUUUUGAACUUCUGCCCAAGUUGGGUGAAACCGUUGACAAGAUGGCUGUAGGAUAUCGAUCUAAGGUCUUCUGGGAAGUUUCAUUGCAUGGGUUCCCAUGUCAUGCUCAGGCGUCUAGUGGAAUUCUUCUUUCUUGCAUUCUUAGCAUAAAAGGAAUUAUUGGUGUCCUAGAUGGGCUUCUGAAGGUCAAAGUUGCUAAAGGAACUGUUUUCACAGAGGUGGAGGUACUCCGUCAAAUUCUUGAAUCUGUGCUAACAAUCAAGUGUGACAGAGUCUUUGAAAGUAUUCAUGGAGAAUGUGAAGCUAUAUACAAAAGCUUGAGUGGUAAUCUGGGGCCUGAAUAUAGCAGCUUAUUUAUAUUGAAGAACAUGGAAGAGUUUCUGCAUAAUAUCAAUAAUGUAGGAGUCGAUUGCACCAUCCAUGAGUGCUUGGUUACCAAUUUUAUUGACAUUAUUAAUGGUCUCAGGAAGGACCCUUCAAAAGGCCUGAUAUUCAAGUAUUUCCUCUCUGUUGGAGACAUUUCUGAACACUUUCGGGAGUUGUACAGUGCACUACAUGGUGAUGUGUUAGUUCUUAUAGAAUCACUGGAUAAUUGCAAUUCUGAAUCAAUUAAUGUAAAAGUUUUAAACUUUUUUGUGGAUCUUUUAUCUGGAGAUAUGUGCCCUGAUGUCAAACAGAAACUGCAGCAGAAAUUUCUGGACAUAGACUUGCAAUGCCUGUCAAAAUGGCUUGAACAGAGGCUUCUAGGAUCUUGUUUGGAACCAUCCAGUGAGGUUACCUGUGCAAAAGGAACUUCAGUCUCCUUGAGAGAGUCAACCAUAAAUUUCAUUACAUGCAUUUUAUCCCCACCAUUUGAGUCGAAGUCUGAAGAACUGCACACGCAUUUAUUUGAAGCCAUGCUGGUUCCCCUUGAUAAUGCUUUCCUUCUAUUUGACUUUGGCAUAGCAAAGUCUUAUUUUAAUAUUAUGCUUCAACUUUCCAGAGGAAAGAUGUUAAUCAAGCCACUUUUGCAGCAUACCGCUAUGUUAUUGGGGAAACUGGGUGGUGAUGAACGUUUUCUUCAAGGAUUAAAGUACAUAUUUGGAUUUCUCGCAACUGUUUUAAGUGAAUGCGGGUCUGUCAAGAACUCAAACGAUAAAUCUUCUGGAAAAGUUCUACCUGGAGGCAGUUCUGUAGUGGGACCUGUAUCUCCUAGACCUCUUGGUUCUAGGAAAAAUUCAGAUGCUUUGGUCCUUUCUGUCAGUCAAGGAGCUGCGGCAGCUGUUGACUGUGAUGCUACUUCGGUUGAUGAGGAUGAGGAUGAUGGAACGUCUGAUGGGGAGGUGGGUAGUGUAGACAAAGAUGAUGAGGAGGAUAGCAACAGUGAAAGGGCACUUGCAUCUAAAGUUUGCACAUUUACAUCCAGUGGUAGUAAUUUCAUGGAACAGCACUGGUAUUUCUGUUACACGUGUGAUCUGACAGUCUCCAAAGGUUGCUGCUCCGUGUGUGCAAAAGUUUGUCACCGCGGUCACCGUGUGGUCUAUUCUCGCUCUAGUCGGUUUUUCUGUGACUGUGGGGCAGGGGGUGUCCGUGGGAGCAGCUGUUUAUGCUUAAAGCCCCGAAAAUUCACCAGAGGUCAUGAUUCACCCCGUCAUGGUGCGGAUGGUAACCUUCAAUCAUUUCUUCCUUUCCCUGAGAAUGGGGAUCAGCUACCUGAGAGUGAUUCAGAUGUUGAUGAAGAUGCUGUAGUGGAACAGGAUUACGCUGUUAAAUUGUCUAUUCCAAAAGAAGUUCAAGAUGGGAUGCCAGAAUUUCUUGCGGAGCUUGAUCUUGAAGACCAUGUUCUAGAACUUUGUUCAUCAUUGUUGCCUUCCAUAAUAGGCAGGAGGGACUCAAACCUCUCAAGAGAGAGAAGGAUUACCCUGGAUGAGGAUAAAGUGCUUUGUUGUAGUGCUGAAAUAUUGCAGUUGAAGAAGGCGUACAAGAGUGGAUCUUUGGACUUGAAGAUAAAGGCAGAUUACUCAAAUUCCAAGGAAUUGAAAUCCCAUUUAUCUAGUGGUUCUCUUGUCAAAUCCUUACUCAGUGUUAGUAGUCGAGGACGACUUGCAGUGGGAGAAGGUGAUAAAGUAGCCAUAUUUGAUGUUGGGCAGCUGAUUGGACAAGCCACUGUUGCACCUGUGACGGCUGACAAGGCUAAUGUGAAGCCUCUUUCCAAGAAUGUUGUUCGCUUUGAGAUUGUGCAUAUUGUGUUUAAUUCAGUGGUAGACAAUUAUCUUGCUGUAGCAGGCUAUGAAGAUUGUCAAGUACUUACAGUAAAUCAUCGGGGGGAGGUGACUGAUCGCUUAGCCAUUGAACUUGCUCUGCAAGGUGCAUAUAUCAGGCGUGUAGACUGGGUACCAGGCUCUCAGGUUCAGCUAAUGGUGAUCACUAACAAAUUUGUGAAAAUAUUUGACUUGUCUCAGGACAAUAUUAGCCCCAUGCACUAUGUUACAUUGUCUGAUGACAUGAUUGUGGAUGCAACUCUUGUUAUGUCUUCUUUGGGACGAGUGUUCCUCAUUGUCCUUUCAGAAAGUGGUUACUUGUACAGGUUAGAGUUGUCAAUGAAAGGAAAUGUGGGGGUCAAAGUUUUGAAGGAAAUCAUUCAAACUGAAGGCAGAGAAAUUCAUUCCAAAGGCUUGUCUUUGUGCUAUUCAUCAUCUCAUAAGCUACUUUUUAUGUCUUAUCAAGAUGGAAGUACCUUGAUUGGUCGCCUGAAUCCAGAUGCAACAUCUGUAAUUGAAGUCUGUGCCUUACUUGACAGUGAACCAGAUGGUAAGCUCCGAGCAGCUGGAUUGCAUCAUUGGAAAGAGUUACAAUGUGGCAUUGGUCUGUUCUUCUGCUUUUCAAGUUUGAAAUCAAAUGCUGCUUUUACUGUCUCAAUUUGUGAACAUGAAAUACAUGCUCAAAAUAUGCGGCAUGCGGUAGGUUCAACCUCUGCGUUGGUAGGGAUUACUGCUUACAAGCCCCUAUCAAAGGACAAGAUACACUGUCUUGUUUUACAUGAUGAUGGAAGCCUUCAGAUUUAUUGGCAUGUUCCUAUGGGGGUUGACAAUAGUGCAACUGCUACAUCUGAGAAGGUUAAAAAACUUGGUUCUGGCAUCCUUAACAAUAAAGCUUAUGGUGGUGUUAAACCAGAGUUCCCACUUGAUUUUUUUGAGAAAACAGUGGUGAUAACACCAGAGGUAAAGUUAAGUGGUGAUGCAAUCAGGAAUGGUGACUCUGAAGGAGCUAAACAAACAUUGGCAUCUGAAGAUGGAUUCUUGGAGGGUCCUAGUCCUUCUGCUUUUAAGAUUACUGUUGCUAAUUCGAACCCUGAUACUGUCGUGGUUGGGAUCCGUGUGCAUGUCGGUAAUACAUCAGCAAAUCAUAUUCCCUCUGAGAUUACUAUCUUUCAGAGAGUGAUAAAAUUAGAUGAAGGAAUGAGGUCUUGGUAUGAUAUACCAUUCACAGUGGCUGAAUCGCUUCUUGCUGAUGAAGAAUUUUCAAUCUCCAUUGGACCAACCUUCAAUGGAUCUGCUCUCCCACGGAUAGAUUCAUUGGAGGUUUAUGGUCGAGCUAAGGAUGAAUUUGGUUGGAAGGAGAAGAUGGAUGCAAUUUUAGACAUGGAAGCACGUGUGCUUGGCUCAAAUUCAUGGAUUUCAGAAUCCAGGAGGAAAUGCCGCACUACGCAAUCUGCUCCUCUUCCGGAGCAGGUAGUGUCUGACGGCCUCAAACUUCUGUCAAGGAUCUAUUCUUGCAAGUCACAGGAUAGUUUGAAAGUUCAAGAGGCUAAUUUGGAGCUGAAUAAAGUGAAGUGCAAGAAGCUGUUGGAAACAAUAUUUGAAAGUGAUCGAGAGCCUUUACUACUGGCUUCUGCUGGGCGGGUCUUGCAGGCUUUGUUCCCCAAAAAAGAGGAGUAUCACCAAGUUAAGGACACAAUGCGGCUCUCUGGAGUAGUGAAAUCCACUUCCAUCCUUUCUUCGAAACUGGGGAUAGGUGGGAAUACAGCAGGGUGGAUUAUUGAGGAGUUUACAGCACAGAUGCGAGCAGUUUCUAAGAUUGCACUACAUCGUCGUUCAAACUUGGCUGCAUUCCUGGAGGCAAAUGGCUCUGAAGUUGUUGAUGGGCUCAUGCAAGUGCUCUGGGGGAUUUUGGACAUGGAGCAUCCUGACACACAGACUAUGAAUAAUAUUGUUGUAUCUUCAGUAGAACUAAUAUAUUGUUAUGCUGAGUGUCUGGCACUGCAUGCAAAUGAUACUGGCACACAUCAUGUUGCUCCUGCUGUUUCAUUGUUUAAGGAACUCCUAUUCUCAAAAAAUGAGGCUGUUCAAACAUCAAGCAGCCUGGCUAUAUCUUCAAGACUGCUCCAGGUUCCUUUUCCAAAGCAAACCAUGUUAGGUACAGAAGAUGUGUCUGAUAAUGCAGCAGCUGUUCCUGCUCGAGUUGAUGGUACAAGUGCAGCAACAGGAAAUACUCACAUUAUGGUUGAAGAAGACAACAUUACGUCAUCCGUCCAGUACUGUUGUGAUGGCUGCUCUACUGUUCCUAUACUGCGGCGACGAUGGCACUGCACUGUUUGCCCUGACUUCGAUUUAUGUGAAGCAUGCUAUGAAGUGUUAGAUGCAGACCGGCUUCCACCACCUCAUUCAAGAGAUCAUCCUAUGACAGCAAUUCCAAUCGAAGUGGAAUCAUUGAGUGGAGAGGGCAAUGAAAUUCACUUUGGUACUGAUGAUUUGGCUGAUCCAAAUCUUUUACCAGUUUCAGCUGAUAUGAGUAUCCAGAGUGCUGCUCGAUCUAUCCAUGAGCUUGAACCCAGUGAAUCCACGGUGUUUACAGGUUCUGUAUUUGAUCCUGUUACCAUUUCCGCUUCGAAGAGGAUUGUGAACUCCUUAGUUCUUUCUGAGCUCCUUGAACAACUGAAGGGAUGGAUGGCAACUACCUCUGGAGUUCAGGCCAUUCCAAUCAUGCAACUCUUUUAUAGAUUAUCUUCAGCUAUGGGUGGACCUUUUGAUGAUGGCUCAGAGCCUGAAAAUGUAGAUUUGGAGAAGUUAGUUAAAUGGUUUUUGGAUGAGAUAAAUUUGAACCAACCUUUGGUGGCUAGAAGCCGUUCCUCAUUUGGUGAAGUUGUGAUCCUUGUCUUUAUGUUCUUUACGCUUAUGCUUCGAAAUUGGAAUCAACCUGGAAGUGAUGGUUCUGCACUGAAAUUGAGCAGUACAGGAGAUGGACAUGACAAAAACUCUGUCCAGAUUCCACCUUUCUCUUUGGUCUCUGGUUCACCUACUGUUGAAAGCCAUGAGAAAUUGGACUCUGUUUCGCAUCUAGUUCGAGCUUGUGGCUUACUUAGACAGCAAAGUUUUGUAAACUAUCUGAUGGAUAUUUUGCAGCAGCUGGUCCAUGUCUUCAAAUCCUCAUCUGUUAGUACAGACAGUUCUGUAGGGUUGAACUCUGGCUGUGGUUCUCUCUUAACCAUCCGAAGAGAACUACCUGCGGGUAAUUUCUCACCGUUCUUUUCAGAUGCAUAUGCCAAAUCACAUCGUACAGAUAUAUUUGCAGACUACCCAAGGCUAUUGCUGGAGAAUACGUUCCGGCUUGUUUACAGUCUGAUUCGACCAGAAAAGCACGACAAGGGUGGAGAGAAAGACAAAUAUUUCAAGACAUCUUCUUGUAAGGAUUUGAAGCUUGAAGGCUAUCAGGAUAUUUUGUGUAGUUACAUCAAUAAUCCACAUACAACAUUUGUCAGAAGAUAUGCAAGAAGGCUUUUUCUGCACCUAUGUGGUAGUAAAACACAUUACUACAGUGUCCGGGAUUCUUGGCAAGUUUCGAGUGAAGUGAAGAAGCUAUACAAACAUGUAAAUAAAUCCGGUGGCUUUCAAAGUCCUAUCUCAUAUGAGAGAAGCGUCAAGAUAGUGAAAUGUCUGUCGACCAUGGCUGAAGUAGCUGCAGCACGCCCUCGUAACUGGCAGAAGUACUGUAUGAGACAUGCUGAUGUUUUACCCUACCUUGUGCAGGGAAUUUUCUACUUUGGUGAAGAGUGUGUUGUCCAGACUUUGAAGCUAUUGAGUUUGGCCUUUUAUACAGGAAAGGACGUUAACCAGUCUUUGCACAAAUCUGAAGGUGGGGAAGGAGGAACAAGCUCAAGUAAGUCUGGGUCACAACCCCUUGAUUCUAAAAAGAAGAAGAAAGGAGAAGAGGGAAAUGAACCUGGUUUGGAGAAGUCAUAUUUGGAUAUGGAACCAGUGGUGGAUGUCUUCACUGAGAAUGAUGGUGACACCUUGAGACAAUUUAUUGAUUUGUUUCUACUGGAGUGGAAUUCAAGUUCUGUACGUGUUGAAGCAAAGUGUGUUCUUAAUGGGAUUUGGCAUCAUGGAAAUCAUCCUUUCAAGGAAAAAUUCCUAACACUCCUCCUGCAGAAAGUCAAAUUUCUGCCGAUGUAUGGGCAGAACAUCAUUGAAUACACACAGCUGGUUACCUCAUUGCUAGGAAGGACUCCAGAUAGCAAUUCAAAGCAACAGAUGAAUGAAAUUAUAGACAGAUGCUUGACUCCUGAAGUGAUAAAGUGCAUGUUUGAGACACUUCGUUCACAGAAUGAGCUGUUGGCUAAUCACCCGAAUUCUCGAAUAUACAACACAUUAAGUGGUUUGGUGGAAUUUGAUGGAUACUAUCUGGAAAGUGAGCCUUGUGUAGCCUGCAGCUCUCCUGAGGUGCCCUACAGCAGGAUGAAGCUAGAAAGUUUGAAGUCAGAAACAAAGUUCACAGACAAUCGCAUUAUUGUGAAAUGUACUGGCAGCUACACCAUUCAGAGUGUUACCAUGAAUGUCCAUGAUGCUCGCAAGUCCAAAUCAGUUAAAGUCCUGAACCUUUACUACAACAACAGGCCUGUGGCUGAUUUAUCAGAGUUAAAGAAUAAUUGGUCAUUGUGGAAGCGUGCAAAAACCUGUCAUCUUGGUUUUAAUCAGACAGAGCUAAAAGUUGAUUUCCCUAUACCAAUUACUGCUUGCAAUUUCAUGAUUGAGUUGGAUUCUUUUUAUGAAAAUCUUCAAGCUUUAUCUCUUGAGCCAUUGCAGUGUCCACGUUGUAGUCGACCUGUGACAGACAAGCACGGUAUUUGCAGUAACUGUCAUGAGAAUGCUUACCAGUGUAGGCAAUGCCGAAAUAUUAAUUAUGAGAAUCUUGAUUCCUUUUUAUGCAAUGAGUGUGGUUACAGCAAAUAUGGUCGUUUUGAAUUCAAUUUCAUGGCGAAGCCAAGUUUUACAUUUGAUAACAUGGAAAAUGAUGAAGACAUGAAGCGGGGAUUGACAGCAAUAGAAUCUGAAUCAGAAAAUGCUCACCGGAGAUAUCAGCAGCUUUUAGGAUUCAAGAAACCAUUGCUGAAGAUUGUUUCAAGUAUUGGUGAGAAUGAAAUGGAUUCUCAACAAAAGGAUUCUGUUCAGCAGAUGAUGGCGUCUUUGUCUGGGCCUUCAUACAAGAUAAACCGGAAAAUUGCCCUUCUUGGUGUCCUUUAUGGCGAGAAAUGUAAAGCAGCUUUUGAUUCUGUGAGCAAAAGUGUUCAGACCCUUCAAGGUCUUAGACGGGUCUUAAUGAAUUACUUGCAUCUAAAACAUUCAGAUGAUGCAGUGUCUGCCUCCAGAUUUGUUGUGUCAAGGUCAGCUAAUAGUUGCUAUGGUUGUGCUACCACUUUUGUUGCACAAUGCCUUGAGAUGUUGCAGGUGCUUUCAAAACAUUCAAACUCCAAGAAACAGCUUGUUACUGCUGGCAUCUUGACUGAAUUAUUUGAAAAUAAUAUCCAUCAAGGCCCAAAAACUGCUCGUGUCCAGGCCAGGGCAGCACUCUGUGCCUUCUCUGAGGGUGACAUGAAUGCAGUGGUUGAACUGAAUAGUUUAAUUCAGAAGAAGGUUUUAUACUGCCUUGAGCAUCACCGUUCAAUGGAUAUUGCCCUUGCAACCCGCGAGGAGUUGCUGUUGCUCUCAGAUGUAUGCUCUUUGGGUGAUGAAUUCUGGGAAUUGAGACUAAGGGUCGCGUUUCAGUUGUUAUUUUCUUCCAUUAAGUUGGGUGCUAAACAUCCUGCUAUAUCGGAGCAUGUUAUUCUUCCCUGUCUGAGGAUUAUAUCUCUGGCAUGUACUCCACCAAAACCUGAUGCAGCAGAAAAGGAACAAGUGAAUGGGAAACCUGCCUUAGCUUCACAAGUAAAGGAUGAGAAUCGCUCUAAUGUGCCUGGAUAUGGUGGACAGGUAAGUGGAAGCAAGGCUGUUUCUGAGUCAUCUGAGAAGAACUGGGAUGGUGCUCAAAAAACUCAAGAUAUUCAAUUGUUGAGUUAUUCAGAGUGGGAGAAAGGGGCAUCAUAUCUUGAUUUUGUGAGGAGGCAAUACAAAGUGUCUCAGGCAGUCAAAAGUGGUCCAAGGGCUCGACCUAAUAGAUAUGAUUACCUGGCUCUGAAAUAUGCACUGAGAUGGAAGCGACGUGCAUGCAAGGCUCGAGGUGGGAUAGCAUCAUUUGAGCUGGGAUCUUGGGUUACGGAACUUAUAUUAAGUGCUUGUUCGCAGUCGAUACGCUCUGAGAUGUGCAUGUUGAUCAGUUUGCUUUGUGGCCAAAGUUCAUCAAGACAUUAUCGGUUACUAAUUUUACUGAUGUCUUUGUUACCAGCAACUUUGGCUGCUGGUGAGAAUGCUGCCGAGUAUUUUGAAUUGCUUUUUAAAAUGAUAGAUUCUGAGGAUGCCCGACUUUUCUUAACUGUACGUGGAGGUUUAGCUACACUGUGUAAGCUGAUUUCCAAAGAAGUGAGUAACAUUGAAUCCUGUGAGAGGAGUUUACACAUUGACAUCUCUCAAGGGUUCAUCCUUCAUAAGCUUAUUGAGCUCUUGGGAAAAUUUUUGGAGGUUCGCAAUAUUAGAUCCCGCUUUAUGCAAGAACAAUUGCUGUCUGAAGUUCUUGAGGCCCUAAUUGUGAUCAGGGGCUUGAUUGUACAGAAGACAAAGCUGAUUUGUGAUUGUAAUCGUCUUCUAAAAGAUCUUCUGGACAGUCUCUUGCUCGAGAGUGAUGAAAAUAAACAUCAGUUUAUCCAGGCAUGCAUCUGUGGUCUACAAAUUCAUGGGGAGGAAAGAAAAGGACGAGCUUCAUUGUUCAUCUUGGAGCAGCUUUGUAAUCUCAUUUGCCCCUCCAAACCAGAGGCCGUUUAUCUUCUUAUUUUGAACAAGGCUCACACUCAGGAAGAAUUUAUCAGGGGAUCAAUGACAAAAAAUCCUUAUUCAAGUGCUGAGAUUGGUCCACUGAUGCGGGAUGUUAAAAAUAAAAUCUGCCAUCAAUUGGAUCUUUUGGGUCUUCUUGAAGAUGACUAUGGCAUGGAGCUGCUAGUAGCUGGAAACAUCAUCUCUCUUGAUUUAAGUAUUUCUCAGGUUUAUGAGCAAGUCUGGAAAAAGUCUAAUAAUCAGUCUUCUAAUGCAUUAGCUGGCACGACAAUGCUUUCCUCUGGUGGCACUGCAUCAAGCAGGGAUUGUCCUCCAAUGACAGUGACUUACCGACUUCAGGGGUUGGAUGGUGAAGCUACCGAGCCUAUGAUCAAGGAAUUGGAUGAGGAUCGAGAAGAAUCUCAAGAUCCGGAGGUUGAGUUUGCAAUAGCAGGAGCUGUCCGCAAAUGCGGUGGGCUGGAAAUUCUUUUGGGGAUGGUUCAGCGUUUGCGAGAUGAUUUGAAGUCUAACCAAGAGCAGCUAAUUGCCGUGCUUGAUCUGCUUAUGCUAUGUUGCAAGAAAAGAGAAAACAGAAGAGCGUUACUAAAGCUGGGAGCUUUAAGUCUACUCCUUGAAACAGCAAGGCGUGCUUUCUUUGUGGAUGCAAUGGAGCCUGCUGAGGGUAUUCUACUUAUUGUGGAGAGUCUGACGUUGGAGGCAAAUGAGAGCGAAAAUAUUAGUAUUGCACCUGGUGUUGCAGCUGUGUCUAGUGAAGAAACUGGUGCAAGUGAACAAGCCAAAAAAAUAGUACUGAUGUUCCUCGAAAGGUUGUCUCAUCCAACGGGUCUUAAGAAAUCAAGCAAACAACAGAGGAACACAGAAAUGGUUGCUAGAAUUUUGCCUUAUUUGACAUAUGGAGAGCCUGCAGCAAUGGAAGCUCUCAUUGACCAUUUUGAUCCUUACUUGCGCAACUGGAGUCAAUUUGACAGGCUGCAGAGACAGUACGAAGACAACCCAAGGGAUGAGAGCAUUGCCCAACAAGCAAACAAACAGAAGUUUGCUUUGGAGAAUUUUGUUAGGGUUUCGGAGUCUCUUAAGACAAGUUCCUGUGGAGAGAGGUUGAAGGACAUUAUAUUAGAAAAAGGGAUUACUGGAGCUGCGGUCAGACAUCUAAAGGAUACUUUUGCUUAUACAGGCCAGGCUGGCUUCAAAUCUAGUAAAGAAUGGGUAUUCGGUUUGAAACUGCCGUCUGUUCCAGUUAUACUAUCCAUGCUAAGGGGCUUGUCACUGGGGCAUUUGGCCACUCAAAUGUGCAUAUAUGAAGGUGGUAUUUUACCUCUGCUUCACACUUUGGAAGGUGUCGCUGGUGAAAAUGAGAUUGGAGCUAGGGCUGAAAACUUGCUGGACACACUCUCGGAUAAAGAUGGAAUGGGCGAUGGCUUUCUAAGCGAGAAGGUUUGCCAUUUAAGGCAUGCCACGAGAGAUGAGAUGAGGCGUCGAGCUCUAAGGAAGAGAGAGGAGUUACUUAAGGGAUUGGGGAUGCGACAGGAGGUCUCUUCUGAUGGUGGUGAGCGUAUUGUGGUUUCUCAGCCUGUUCUUGAAGGUUUUGAAGACGUUGAAGAAGAGGAAGACGGGCUGGCUUGCAUGGUUUGCCGAGAGGGUUACCGGUUGAGACCCACUGACCUGCUUGGGGUGUAUACUUACAGCAAGCGGGUGAAUCUUGGUGUUGGAACUUCAGGAAAUGCUCGUGGAGAUUGUGUUUAUACAACUGUCAGUCAUUUCAACAUCAUACACUUUCAAUGCCAUCAGGAAGCUAAAAGGGCUGAUGCAGCCCUCAAGAAUCCAAAGAAGGAAUGGGAUGGAGCUGCCCUCAGAAACAAUGAGACUCUGUGUAAUAAUUUAUUCCCCUUGAGAGGUCCAUCAGUUCCAAUGUCGCAAUACACGCGUUACGUUGACCAGUAUUGGGAUUACCUUAAUGCUCUUGGGCGUGCUGAUGGAAGUCGUCUCCGUUUGUUGACUUAUGACAUUGUUCUGAUGCUGGCACGUUUUGCAACCGGUGCAUCAUUUAGUGCAGAUAGUAGAGGUGGGGGAAAGGAAAGUAACUCCCUCUUCUUACCUUUCAUGAUUCAAAUGGCUCGUCAUUUUCUUGAUCAUGACUCCUCUCAGCGCCAGGCAAUGGAAAAAUCUAUUUCCAGUUACUUGGCUUCGUCUUCACUUGAAUUGAAAUCAUCCAGUCCUGGCACACAACCAUCAGCUGGAACGGAGGAAACUGUCCAAUUUAUGAUGGUGAGUUCACUUCUAUCAGAGUCUUACGAGUCAUGGUUGGAACAUCGCCGUACCUUCUUGCAGCGUGGGAUAUACCAUGCCUACAUGCAGCGAAUUCAUGGCAGGCCAAUGAACCGCUCAUCACCCAGUCUGACGAGUUCUUUGAGACCUGAUUUGGGUAGUACUAGUGACAUCCAUUCAGGAGAUACUGGUGGACCUGACGACUUAUUGUCAAUCAUUCAACCAAUGCUCGUUUACGCUGGUUUGAUUGAGCAACUGCAGCAUUUUUUCAAGGUAAAGAAAUCUGCUACUGCGGGUACAGCUAAAACACAAAUUUCUUCAAAGGCAGUGGAACCGGAAGAAGAAAGUAAAAGGUUGGAAAUGUGGGAGGUGCUCAUGAAAGAGAAGCUCUUAAAUGUAAAAGAAAUGGUCGGCUUCUCCAAGGAGCUGUUGUCUUGGCUUGAUGACAUGAUGUCUGCUACGGAUUUGCUGGAAGCUUUUGAUAUAAUUGGCAGCUUAGCGGAUGUGCUUAGUGGUGGGUUUACCCGACCUGAAGAGUUUGUUUAUGCUGCAAUAGGGAGGAGCUGAUGUACAGGUGCAUGUUUAGGAGAGAUUUUUUUAAAAUUAAUCCCUUUUGGGAGGGGGAAGCUAUUUUGCAUUCUGCCCCAUUAUGUUUAAUUAUUGUGUGGAAGCUACUAGUUUUUUUUUUUUUUUUGGUGAGUAUAAGGAGUUAACCUGUUCAGCCAAAUUUUAAGGCCAAAACUGAAAUUUUGUGAGGCAAAAUUUGUAGAGAAUUGCUUGUUAUUAUAUUCCCUGUACACGAAAAGGAACGUCACAGAGAAAGAGAUGACAUCCAAUUUUGAAAUGCGUUGCCACAGCUGUUAGAUGUC
This is a messenger RNA of Coffea eugenioides, 15777 nucleotides long. RefSeq names its product auxin transport protein BIG. Bases 143 to 15475 code for a protein of 5110 amino acids. Gene Ontology annotation, cellular component: plasmodesma; cytosol. Gene Ontology annotation, biological process: auxin polar transport. Gene Ontology annotation, molecular function: zinc ion binding. NCBI's taxonomy places the organism in Eukaryota, Viridiplantae, Streptophyta, Magnoliopsida, Gentianales, Rubiaceae. The transcript has 14 exons. The record is from RefSeq and is a predicted model, not a curated record.